Molecule: messenger RNA, 1005 nt
Organism: Aspergillus eucalypticola CBS 122712
Lineage: Eukaryota; Fungi; Ascomycota; Eurotiomycetes; Eurotiales; Aspergillaceae
Product: pyridoxamine 5'-phosphate oxidase family protein
Exons: 2
Coding region: 212-940 (242 amino acids)
Cellular component (GO): cytoplasm; nucleus
Source: RefSeq, a predicted model, not a curated record
CUAGUCCGGUAGACCCAAUGCGGUAGCUCAUCUGGUUGCCGGUCACACCCCUCCAGCUGAGCUGGCCCGCCACUGCCACUGCCACUCACUGUGUACUGUCCUACCUGAGAGCUCGUUGACUCGACAGAGUCCAAGCGCACUUGCUACACUUGACAUCCAGCACCUCUUAACCUACCUAGCCUCUGAAGAUAUUUUCUCCGUGUCCUACACAAUGGCGGAUUCUAUGAACCCUCCCCUCUCGUACGAGGCCUCAGCCACAACUACUCAUCCGCAUGUCGGGACUACCCUCCCAACGGAGGUGAUUUCAUGUCUGAAGAAUUCUCGAUUCCUUCACCUUGCAACAUGUGAUGGCUUGACCCCGCACAUCUCGCUCAUGUCCUACACCUACCUCCCCUCGACUCCCUAUGACCCGUAUCCGACGAUUAUCAUGACCACCAACCCUUCCUCUCGCAAAACCAAUCAUCUGCUCACCAACCCUCGCGUGUCCCUUCUGGUCCAUGACUGGGUUUCGCACCGUCCGCCUACCCGGGCUCCCAACCCCGAUGGUCGCGAGGGGUCUCCCCCGCCUGCAGCCACACGUUCCUCUUUGGCGAGCCUGUUGUUGAACCUGAACACAAGCGCCCUUUCCAGUAUUUCCACAACUAUCGCCGGUACCGCGCGCUUCUUGGAACCUGGUUCUGAAGAGGAGGCCUGGUGCAAGAAGCAACAUCUGGAGAACAACACCUUCGAGGAAGAGCUGGGCACUUUCGGACAACAGUUGCAGCAACAACCCGGUCAAAGACGGCCCAGUAUUUCAAUCGACAGCGAUGUCCGCGUUGUGACCGUUCAGGUGCGCGAGGGCCGCAUUGCAGACUGGAAGGGUGGCGUGAGGGAUUGGCAGUUGGUAUCGGAGGGUGAGGGCACGCAGGGAACGAUGGUUAAUGGCAUUGCGCCCGAGUAAUGCUUGUUAAAUGCUGUGAUUUCUUGUAUAUCAUAUUCUAUUAGUGGGAAUAACAAAUUUGGGGA